GCUAGUUUAACAUUACGCACGCGGAAGCUGUUUAAGGGUGUAGAAGAUUUCUAGCGCUUCUCCCUCCCUCCCCUGAAAAGUAUUGAGACAGUUCGGGUGUCUUGCUGUUCGAAGAUGAUAAUACUUUUCUUAACGAUAAUAGCUAACGUUUUCAAGACCGGAUGGACUGGUGUGAACGAGCGCACGUUCAUUGCCGUGAAGCCAGACGGUGUUCAGCGCAGACUGGUGGGCGAGAUCAUCCGCCGCUUUGAACGCAAGGGCUUCAAACUGGUCGCCAUGAAGUUUCUGCAGGCAUCUGAGGAGCAGCUCAGACAGCACUACUGGGAUCUGAGGGAGAAACCUUUCUACAAUGGCUUGGUCAAAUACAUGAGCUCCGGACCCAUUGUUGCAAUGGUAUGGCAGGGGCUGGAUGUGGUGAAGACCUCCAGAAAGAUGCUUGGAGAGACAAACCCAGCAGACUCUCUCCCAGGGACUAUCAGAGGAGACUACUGCAUGGAAGUGGGCAGGAAUGUCAUCCAUGGCAGUGAUUCAGUUGAAAGUGCGCAGAGAGAGAUCUUGCUGUGGUUCCAGCAAAAUGAACUGUUCUGCUGGGAUGAGUGCAGUCAGCACUGGAUCUAUACUUGAAAGCCAUCUUGUUCACACACUUUUAAACUCAUUGUAACAUGCAGCUUUUGUGGCUGAAUGUAACUCUGGCAGUAUGAUUCAUGCUCCUGUAAACUCUGCUCGGCUACAAGAGACCAAAAAUAAUUCACAGUUUUAUAUAAAACUGUGAAUUAGGUAAUGGAUUCCAUGAAAUCUAGUUAUUGGUCAAGCUAUCUUGUAUGUUUUCUUUUGCUUUUUAUUUGGGGGUUGUAUGGGUUUAUUUGAAAAUAUAUUUAAUCCCUACAGAUAUUCAUGUACUCUAGUUUGGAUAGGUAAAUCAUGCACUUAUGGGAUCUUAAAUGCACUACUUUAAAGUUCUUCUUAUUUUACUUGUUUACACACACUUGAAAUACAUAGUUUAAAUUUUCAAACCUUUGAAUAGGGCAUGUUUCUGGUCAUUUUAAUGUACUAUGGGACAGAUACAUUUCUUUAUCAUAGCUCAAAAGAAAAGCAAUAAUAAAUUAAAAAGGGCCAGUGUGCUGUGAAAAACUGACUUGAAUAUCAUGUUUUGUCUUCCUCUGGAUGGAACUCGAACAAAUGGCACCUUAUAU
Messenger RNA from Xyrauchen texanus (razorback sucker), 1193 nucleotides. RefSeq names its product nucleoside diphosphate kinase 3-like. The record is from RefSeq and is a predicted model, not a curated record. The transcript has 5 exons. Gene Ontology annotation, molecular function: nucleoside diphosphate kinase activity. Gene Ontology annotation, biological process: CTP biosynthetic process; GTP biosynthetic process; UTP biosynthetic process. Lineage: Eukaryota; Metazoa; Chordata; Actinopteri; Cypriniformes; Catostomidae. Bases 115 to 624 code for a protein of 169 amino acids.